AUGGAAGAUACCAAGCUUAGUACUCCCUCUACGACCAUCAUCUCCGGCAACCCUCCAGUAUGCUACGACUCCGACCCCUCCAGCCAACCACUCCGCUACAACAAAAGUCUCAACUCCCGCAUCCUCAACCCCUCCUCCAACAGCGAACUCGAGGUCUCCGCCCGGCGCACCAGCAUCCCACAUUGCAACGAUACUGAAUUUCUUAUUGUCAGACCAAGAAGAGAAGACAAAAUACCCAAUGAACGAGCGCUGCCAGCAUGUCCCAAUGUGAUAGUCAUACCAAAAACUGCAUCUCGCUUGCAUCGGAUAUUGUAUCUCUCCACACCAAAUAAGCGCAACAAGAAGCUUCUAGCUUGCAAGCUAAGUGUCGAAAACUACAGCGACGAAGAUAAUACCAAUCACCCGGGUCCUACCACACGUUGGAAUGUCACUGAGCUGGAAUUUGAAGAUUUGAUCGACAUGCUUAGUGCCAAUGUCGCAAGCGAAGAUCAAGCUCGAGCUAGAUGGCGAUCCUACCUUGGCCAGGAAACGAAGCAAUAG
Molecule: messenger RNA, 540 nt
Organism: Dothidotthia symphoricarpi CBS 119687
Lineage: Eukaryota; Fungi; Ascomycota; Dothideomycetes; Pleosporales; Dothidotthiaceae
Exons: 2
Coding region: 1-540 (179 amino acids)
Source: RefSeq, a predicted model, not a curated record